CUCUGGGUCCCAAUUAGUUGGUGUUGGCCACGGCAGUGCAGGGCCCCACCAGGCUUCUCAUUACCGCUGGCGGCUCCUAAUGAGCGUGGGGUGGAGUGACCCCGCGCCCCCAGCCCGGCCUGCGUCAUUGCCGCCGCGGGGGCUGUGAGGGUUUAUAAAAGGGGGAGUAAGCAUAGCUGCUGCCUGAGCCCACUGCACGGUGAUGGAGACCUGCCAGAUGUCCAGGAGCCCCCGAGAGCGGCUGCUGCUGCUUUUGCUGCUGCUACUGCUUGUGCCCUGGGGCACUGGCCCUGCCUCAGGUGUUGCCCUGCCCCUCGCUGGUGUGUUCAGGCUCCGCGCCCCCGGCCGUGCCUGGGUGGACUUAGGUACCCCCCUGUCUCGGCGCAGCCUGGCGCUAGCUGACGACGCAGCCUUUCGGGAGCGCGCCCGCCUGCUGGCCGCCCUGGAGCGCCGCCGCUGGCUGGACUCUUACAUGCAGAAGCUGUUGCUACUGGACGCGCCCUGAGCCUAAUAAAGAGCUUGUCGCACUGCGACUGCGCAUCCUUGCUGCGCCGCUCUUUUGUGGGUGUGU
Messenger RNA from Arvicanthis niloticus (Nile rat), 571 nucleotides. The record is from RefSeq and is a predicted model, not a curated record. NCBI's taxonomy places the organism in Eukaryota, Metazoa, Chordata, Mammalia, Rodentia, Muridae.